Messenger RNA from Linepithema humile (Argentine ant), 3050 nucleotides. Its product is annotated as nucleolar MIF4G domain-containing protein 1. Gene Ontology annotation, cellular component: nucleolus. The record is from RefSeq and is a predicted model, not a curated record. Gene Ontology annotation, molecular function: RNA binding; protein binding. Gene Ontology annotation, biological process: ribosomal small subunit biogenesis. Lineage: Eukaryota; Metazoa; Arthropoda; Insecta; Hymenoptera; Formicidae.
GGCGCCAAUAGCACAUUUGAAUGCACUGUGAUCAUGUGGUGAUAUUUCGGGUUAGAAUUGAACCUAACCUCUUUCAAGCCUCUCAAGCACACAAUAAUUCAAUAGGAGAGUUGAAGGCACGCCGUGACGAAAAUCACGGCAAGUUUCCCCCACCCGGAGGAUAACCAAAAAAGAAAAAUCUCAAGCACACACUUUUUUUUAAGUGCAAGAGCCCAUGUGCUAUAUAACUCAAUAGGAGAGUUGAAGGCACGCCGUGACGAAAUAUCACAGCAACUUUCCUUCAACCGGAGGAUAACGUCGAAAAAAAAAAAUCUUAAGCACACAAGUAUUUCAAUCGAGAUAUCCUAAGUAAAUUAACAUUGUUGCAAUAUUAAAUACAUUAAUUACGUUCCUUUGCGAAAUGGGGCGUAUUCAGUAUAAAGGAGCACUAAAGAAGAAAGGUAAAAUCAACAAGACUAGACCAGCGGAAAAAACACGUAAACAAUUGCGUAAAGAAAAGAGACAGCAGAAAAAGAUAAAUAGAGCAGAAUAUCAUCAAAAGAAAAAUUCCAAAAAUCAGUCAGAGAAAACAGUCAAAAAAUCAGAUGGACUAUCAAAGACUGAUAGCAAUAAAUUAACUAGAAAAGAAAGAAAAAACGAUGAACAGGUGUUAUUAACAAAGACGGAGAAAGGACAAAAGCCUGAAAAUACGAAGGAAAAAAGAGACGAAAAGAGUGCAAAGAAGCAAAGAAAAAAGAAUUUGAAACAAGCCAAUAUAGAGGAAGAUAAAAUGAUUAAACAGUUAGAAAAAAGAUUGAAGUUAAACAAACGAAAGAGCAAAUCCAUUCCAAAAUCUUUUGUAUCAGAUGGUUUAGAUUAUAUUUUGGAUUUCUGUGAUUCAGAGAAUAGAAAUCACAUAGUUGAGACUGAGAAACAGUUGUUAGAAAAUGGAAUGAGCACAGAUUUUGAAGAAGACUUAAAUAUGGCUAUUGGUGAGGAUGAUACUGAUGAGGAACAUGAAAAGCAUGACAAUGAAGAUAGCGUAGAUGAUAAUGAAGAGUCUGAGCAAGAUAUGGAAAACGAAAGUCUUUUAUCAGAUGAAAAUUCAGAUCAGGAGGAUAAUGAAGAUAUUUCUUUAGAAGAGUCAAAUGAGAUAAACGUUGAAUCUAAAAAUGAUUCAACAGAUGAAGGAGAUGAGUUAGAAAAUGAAGGCUCAGGACAUGGUGAGAGAGAUGCUUCAGAGCAGCCAGAUGAUGGUGAAGACGUAUGGGAGGACAUUUAUGGUAGGCAGAGAGACAAAAAGGGUAAUAUUGUAUCAAAGAAAUAUAUCCCACCUGCUGUAAGAAAUGCGAGUGCAGACAUCUCUGUCGACAAUGAAAAAGCUCGUAGAUUAGAAAGACAAUUAAAAGGUAUCUUAAACAGAUUAGCAGAGCAAAACAUGCAUACUAUUGCAAACCAGGUAGAAGAAAUGUAUAUGUCAAACAGUCGUAACGAUAUGAAUGUAAUGUUAUCCAAACUAAUGAUGGAAAGUAUAAUUGCACCAGUAUUAACACCAGAUCGACUUAUCUGUGAACAUAUGAUGUUGGUUGCUAUAUUACAUGCAAAUGUUGGUACAGAAGUUGGUGCACAUUUUUUGCUGACUAUUGUGAAAAAGCUUCACCAAAUGUUGGAUACAUCUCAUUGUGUUGAAAAUAAGGAAUUAGAUAAUUUAAUUCUCAUGAUUUCACAUCUCUACAAUUUCAAGGCUUAUGGUCAUCGUCUUUUAUAUCAAAUAUUAGAGAAACUGGCAGCAACAUUUACAGAGAAAGAAAUUGAACUGAUUUUAUUGAUUUUGAAAACAGUGGGCUUUCAGUUAAGAAAAGAUGAUCCAAUUGCAUUAAAAGAACUAAUAUUAAAGUUGCAACAAAAGGCGAAUGACACUACUCUGGAAAAUUCGAGAGUUAAGUUUAUGCUGGACGUGUUAUUGGCGAUAAAAAAUAAUAAUAUGAGCAAAAUACCUCAAUAUGAUCCAUCACGGAUAGAACAUUUGAAGAAAAUUCUGAAGAACUUUAUCCAUAAAGGCAACAGUGUUACGCAAUUUAAUGUGUCUCUAAAAGAUUUAUUAGAGGCCGAUGAAAGAGGUAAAUGGUGGAUAAUAGGAUCAGCCUGGUCUGGUGUCAAGGAUAAUGAUAACUUGGAAAAGACUUCAGAAGACAAAAAACAAAAGUAUAGUGAGGAAAUAUUGGAGUUGGCGCGGAAACAAAGAAUGAACACCGAUGUCAGAAGAGAUAUCUUUUGCGUGCUUAUGACAGCUGAAGAUUAUUUAGAUGCAUUUGAAAAAAUUCAUCAUCUUGGUUUGAAAAAUCAACAGCAAAGGGAAAUAAUUUAUGUUAUCUUCAAUUGUUGCGUUCAAGAGAAAAAGUUCAAUCCUUAUUAUGCCGUAUUGGCACAAAAAUUGUGCGACUCUGACAGAAAGUAUCAGUUAACCAUACAGUUUGCACUAUGGGAUAAAUUGAAGACAUUGAACGAUUUGAACACAAAACAGCUAACAAAUUUAGCAAAAUUUUUGAACCAUUUAUUUUUAAACAAAGGGCUUCCUCUUUCCGUCUUAAAGGUAGUACAAUUUACUGAAUUGGACAACUUAACAAUGAGACUCAUACGACAAAUCAUGCUAGGAAUAUUGUUACACGAGAAUGAGGAGGCCUGUUUAGAAGUAUUUGGAAGAAUAUCUUUAUCCCCCAAGUUACAAACUUUCAGGGAAAGUCUUAGAUUAUUUAUAAGUCAUUUUCUCUUGAAAAACGUCAGUGCUGCUGAAAAUCUGCAGGAGCAAAGUGAAUUAUUGAAAAAACGAGCGGAAUGGGUGGAUAAAAUGUUAAGUACUCGGGAGUCGAAAUUAAUAUUUUAAAGGUCUAAACAGUUCAAGUGUGUGUUCUCAAGAAGAAAAACCGUUUCAUCGGAUAAAUACUUUAGGACUAUCGCGUAUAUUUCUGCAAUAAACUUUUAUUUAAUCAGGAAGGAAUGUAAAAAGGGUGCAACUUCAAAUCGUAACAUUCGAAUAGAUAUCCAAAGCAUUCUAUGCAAAAAAGAAAGUA